CCGCCCCCCUAAUACAUUCUUUCCGCCUUCUCUUCUCUUUCCCUGUCUCCUCCCUCUUCCAUUUUCGCCUCUCUUUAAGCCUUAACCCCCCCCUUAAACCUCUCAAAUCUCUCUCUCUCUCUCUCUCUCUCUCUCGGAAGACUUGCAUAAACAUUUUUUUCUCUCUUGACAUCUUCCUCUUCUUUCUCAGUAUCUCGGUUAGCAUCUAAGUGCUGUUUUGUUAUCAGAGAAAGUUUUAAUGGAUGGUGCUAUGGGUCUGUUAGGUGGUGGUGGUGGAGGAGGUUCGUCGGGCGGCUCGACGGAUGGGUCGAUGUCGACGGUGUCGAAGGCGGAGGUGGUGGAGCAGGACUAUGUGGGGUUGAUGUCUGAGGUGUCUUCUUACCCAGCUGAGGCUGAGCUUGAGUUGGGUCUUGGGUUGAGCCUUGGUGGUGCAAUGAAAGCUAAGCCUUGUGCCUGGAGGGAGUAUGGUAGGAUCUUGACUGCUAAGGAUUUCCCUUCUGUGGUUUCUCGUGGUUCUUCUGCUUCUUCCUCUUCUUCUUCUGGUAGAGGUACUUCUACGACUGCUAUUACUGGAACCAAGAGAACUGCUGAUACUGUUGCUCAGGAUGUUGGGCAUGCUAAUGGUGCUAGCAGUCAGGUUGUUGGGUGGCCACCCAUAAGGGCUUAUAGGAUCAACAGCUUGGCUAGCCAGGUGAAGGCAUCCACCGCUGAAGAAGAUGAUCAUUCCAUAUUUGGGAAUGAUAAAAACAAGAAUUCUGCCAAAAAGGAUACUAACAACAGUAACAACAAGAACAAUAGCAACAUUCAGGAGAAAGGGUGUCGGAGGAGUUCCCUAUUUGUGAAGGUGAAUAUGGAUGGAGUACCAAUUGGGAGAAAGGUGGAUCUGAAUGCUCAUUCCUGCUAUGAGUCACUUGCACAAACAUUGGAGGAUAUGUUCCAUAGACCCACCACAACUGUUAAUGCUAAUCGUUCAAGUGGAGAAAAGGAACACAACUUGAUGGUAGAAGCAGCAAAAUCCUCCAGACUGUUGGAUGGUUCAUCUGAGUUUGUGCUGACUUAUGAAGACAAGGAAGGAGAUUGGAUGCUUGUCGGAGAUGUUCCUUGGGGGAUGUUUCUAAACACUGUGAAGAGGCUUAGAAUCAUGAGGACCUCCGAGGCCAAUGGACUUGCUCCAAGGUUUCAAGAAAGGGAUCAGAGACAAACCCCAGCUCCAAGGCUUCGAGGCUCCAAGCCCAUCUAGCACUGUCAUUUCAAUUAUCUUGGUAAACCCCAGUAACAUGGAGAAAAACCCACAAUUAAAAGUAAAAAUCAAUAAGGAAAAAAUAGCCCAGUAAAGAUCAGUCAGCUGCCAUCACUUGCUUGCCUCGUCUCUUUUUACCCGUUCUCUGUGAAUUAUAGCUUUUUUUUUAUUUUUUUUAUUUUUUUUGUUGUAAGGCAUAUUUGUCUUAGGUUUCGCAUUUCUUAUGUGUAGUGUCUUUGUUAUACAUACACACUUGGCUGAAUGCUGCUUUCUCAUACUGUAAAUAUGGGACUGCUUGAUUUCAAGGUUUUGAAUUUAGUUCAACCCGAGUGUAUUCGGCAUUAACUUGUUAUGAAAAAAGUUUGCAUAGCUUCUAAUGCUUGGGAUUUCCA
Molecule: messenger RNA, 1632 nt
Organism: Nelumbo nucifera (sacred lotus)
Lineage: Eukaryota; Viridiplantae; Streptophyta; Magnoliopsida; Proteales; Nelumbonaceae
Product: auxin-responsive protein IAA12-like
Biological process (GO): regulation of DNA-templated transcription
Cellular component (GO): nucleus
Source: RefSeq, a predicted model, not a curated record